Messenger RNA from Gryllus bimaculatus (two-spotted cricket), 1107 nucleotides. Lineage: Eukaryota; Metazoa; Arthropoda; Insecta; Orthoptera; Gryllidae. The record is from the annotation of a GenBank genome assembly.
AUGGGUACGAUAGCAAUUCACCUAAAUUCCUGGCCGGCCUUUCUUUUCCGCCGGCCGGCGUCUCGUCCCAAGGCCGAGCAAAAGCCAGCAGCCGGGGCCGGGGCCGGGGCCGGGGCUCGCACCCUCGCCACUCGUCCAGGGAGAAAGGCUCCGGGGCGAGGGCCCUCCACGCCGCUUGCGUCAAUGUGGUUUUACGCGGAACGGAGCGCGGGCAAGUGGGUGGGUGGAAGCUCGUCCACUAUUCUCUGUCUUACGACCCUCGUUAGCCCGGAGGCCGGAGGCGAACAAGUGCCAGGCGUAGGAGAGGAGAGGGGUCGGGUCCGUCUGUGGGCAAAUGGAUGUUUAUAUCACCGAGGUGUGUGUUCGGGGCUGUAUGGAUUGAUGGAUGGAUGGGUGGAUGGAGGAGAGAGAAGACAUAAAAAUAUGAUUUACCAGCGAUGUGCACAUGUGUGGUUAAAAAGUGCUGUUAUUUUACCUCAAACAGGUGCAGGACUUUUUCCACGCGGACUGCCGCUGGACAAGGACCAUCGCUGCACCCUGAGAGCUGGGGGCGACGGCGGGGUUGCGCUCGUGGGCUCGCGUGCCCGGGCGCACCCCGGCGCGGGUCGGCGCGGCGCGGCGCGGCGGCGCGGCCAUCUCCACGCGCCGGAGGCUGGCAGCCCGCGCCCAGCGCUCCACAAAUGCGAAGGCCGACUCGAGCGGCGAGGAGAGACGCGCGGAGGGCAGUGGCGGCGGCGGAGACGGCGGCGACGGCCAGCUGGGCGCGAGGAUGGUCGAAACGCUGCGUCCGUGGAGACAAGACGAGCAGAUUGUAUUCAGCGCUCUACUACUGAGAAAGCAACAACUGUCAACCGACGAAAGCAACAAACUCCAAAAAGGCCUUACGACUCCAUCGUGCGACUUAAUGAACGUCGCCUUCGGCGUUUCACUCGCCCAGCGAACCUCUGCUCGAGGCGCAAGGACGCGCUGCAGAAGUGCACAUGCCACGGCGCACGCGACGCGUGGCGGGGUGGGGGAGAAGGAGGGGGUGAAUGGGGGGGGGAGGUGUCAAGUCCCCGGGAGCCGCAGAGAUGUUCUCGGAGAGUCAACGUUGUUGAUUGUGCGUGA